AUGCCAAACACGACUUUAAAAGCAUCGCGCAAGUCAGGCUUGCGCAAGCGCUCACGAUCCAGUGACUCGGAGACUGAGCAACGCGUGCAACUCCAAGAGGCGCGCAGAACAGGCAGGGUGCAACCAGCCCAGGGACAAGGGAGUGAUUUGGGCUCUGAGGAGAUGGACUACGAGGUUCACGACGGAAGCGAUGGCGACGACGAUUUUGAGUUAUCGGCCGCCAAUGAAACCGAAGAUGAAGAGGAAGACGAAGAAGACGACGACGAUGGCGAGGCUGUCAAAAGCAACGCGGGAAAGUCCCGAGCCAAAGGCGGCUCUGCAGCCAAACGAGGCUUCAAGGCAGGUCGACUCGGUCACGGACAGGGCAAUGCCAGCGAUCCCAGCGACGACGACGAGAGCAGCGAUUCUGACGGCGAUUCUGAUCCUAGCAAUGACAGCAGUGAGGAUUCAGACAUUGAUCUCAUCGACAGCGGCAGUGAGAUCGAGGCCAAGGCCAGAGUCAACGAGAGCCGCAAAAAGCUCGACAAGAAGACACACGAGCAAAGAAUAACAGAAGGAUUCAAUGCUCUGGAGGACUACAAGGAGCUCCAAAAGAUUGCCAUGGAUCAACCGGCCAAGUUGAAGCGGUCGUUUCAAAAGACCAAGGCGUGGCUAGAGAGGGCACAAUCAAAGGGCGAGCUGAUGCAGCUCAUCCCUACGAUUGAGACUUUCAAAACAAAAGGUUGGACAGAUCAACUCGAGCAAGAUUUCCUCGAGGCUUAUGGGCAAUCAGACGAGCUCAGACAUGUCAAGACGCUCACCAUUCCGGGAAGCAACACCAGCUUCCUGGCAAUGUGGAGAAAGAUCUCUAGGUAUGGUGCAACGAAACAGAUUCGGCGCCAAAACAGAAAGGGAAAGCAAGUCGGAGUUGCAUUUGCAGAUCCAAUCUGGACGGGAAGAUUCUGUGAUCACCUGGUGGUCCUGGCUCUUGGCGGCCCAUGGAUGGGCAAUAUGAAGCUUCUAUCAUGCAUGAUUGCAUAUGUCAAGGCUUGUCAGAUUGACGACCGCCGCAGUCUUUCAUGGAAACACGGCACGACAUGCCUCUUUAUGAAGAUGAUGCAGACUUGGCUUGCAGAGGGCAAUCGUGGUAGAUCGAUCCCACAGUUGCACAAGGAGGUACGAAAAGAGAUCCUUGCUCAUGGAGAUAGUCUCCCUGCAUAUUCCUCCUUGUUGCGCAAGAUUGAGAAGCACUUUUUUGUGCCUCAUGCAGAGUCAAAUGGUAACAACGACACUCGUGUCUCGUAUUACCAUGUCGAGACUACAGAUCUCGGUGAAUUGAUCAAGGUGAUUCGUUCAGUCAGAGAUGCAGGGCACCCUCAUUGGCCUUCUCUGAAUGAGGCUGCAAAGAUUGCAUCCACUGCUCGGGCAAAGCAGGAUCCUCCAAAGAAUGUAGAGGAGUUUCGCAAGCUCUACAAGGAGAGUCGACUGGCAGAUCUCAGAGCCGAAUGGUUGAGGGAUCAUCCUGUAACCAACCUUUCACCCGAUGUUGCAUCAGAGGCGGAUACGGACGCAGGAGAUCCGGCAACAUCACCCGAUCCCUUUGACGAUGACUAG
Molecule: messenger RNA, 1593 nt
Organism: Pestalotiopsis fici W106-1
Lineage: Eukaryota; Fungi; Ascomycota; Sordariomycetes; Amphisphaeriales; Sporocadaceae
Exons: 2
Coding region: 1-1593 (530 amino acids)
Source: RefSeq, a predicted model, not a curated record